AUGAACCCCAAGACCAAGAGACCGCCGAGUCCAGAAAUCCUCUACACCCGACGAAAACGACAAGAGCGUCGCGUCGCUGAAGAACUGCGAAAAUGGUCAGAAAAGGAAAACCGGCCCAAUUCCAAUCCCUCUUCAACACCACAGAGAGUCACUCGAUCAGGAAAAUACGCGCCGGUCACGGUAUCUGCCGAAGCACUGAUAGUCGCGCAGAACAUCCUUCGUCGAUUCAAAAAUUACCAGGGUGUCUUCUUUACGCACUUGGAGGUUCAGAUCAUGUUCUUCUGGCACACGUGUCAAGCUAUGGUCGGGGCGAAUAUGGAUCCGGCACUGUCCAUGAUGAUCACCGGUAUUUUGGCACCUUAUGCGACGGAUAUGGAGCUUCAUACUCGAGCGACGGAGAUCCUCCGCGGCGAACGAGACCGCCUUAAUCAAGCCCAAGCUGCGGAAUUGAAUGAAAUGGUACAGUUGCUCGUUGCAAAUGGGGCUGAAAUACGGAGCUGGGAUACCUUGGCCCAGGGCACGAUGUUUUACUUCAAGGCUUCGAAUAUUGCUAUCACACAGAUACAACCUCCAUCGACGACAACUUCACCAUCUAGAGGAACACCCAAUGAAGCGUCUAUCCAGAUUGCGCAGAGCUUAGUUGUUCGUGAAGAAGCUCCUCCCACCCCGAAGGGUGUGAUGGUGGUGGCGAAGCCACAAGUGGAUACGCGAUUGGAGCAGCUUGAAGAGGAGAAUUGUCUCCUGACGGAAAAGGUCUAUUAUCUGGAGGAGGAGACAGUUCAGGUACAAGAGGAUUGGGAUAUCAUGGAGCGGAAACUCCUCGAGUCGGAGGCUGAGAACCGGCGGUUGAGGAACGUGUUGCUCGAGUCGGGGGAUGAGAAUCAGCGCUGGAGGAACUUGUUUGAAGCAUCAUUGCAGAUCUUCAGGGAACCGUGGGAUUCACUCAAAGAAAAACAUGAAAAUUGA
Molecule: messenger RNA, 966 nt
Organism: Penicillium cataractarum
Lineage: Eukaryota; Fungi; Ascomycota; Eurotiomycetes; Eurotiales; Aspergillaceae
Exons: 1
Coding region: 1-966 (321 amino acids)
Source: RefSeq, a predicted model, not a curated record